Dictyostelium discoideum AX4 is the source of this 1584-nucleotide messenger RNA. Its product is annotated as LISK family protein kinase. Bases 1 to 1584 code for a protein of 527 amino acids. Gene Ontology annotation, molecular function: ATP binding; protein kinase activity; protein serine kinase activity. Lineage: Eukaryota; Evosea; Eumycetozoa; Dictyosteliales; Dictyosteliaceae. The record is from RefSeq and is a predicted model, not a curated record. The transcript is spliced from 3 exons.
AUGAAUAUCAAUUUUUCAAAAGAUGAUAUUACAGGAUUACCAAAAUCAACCAAAGAAGAGGAUGAAAAUGAUUUCUCAAGUUUAGAUUAUAGUGAUCUCUUUAUGGAUGUAGAAAUUGGUAGAGGCUCAUUUGGACAAGUUCAAAAAGCUAGUUAUUUUGGUACAGAUGUUGCAGUUAAACAAUUAAGUACUUUAGUAUCAAUUGAUCCUGAUUAUUUUAAAUUUAUGUUAAGAGAAAUUAAAAUUUUAAAGGGUAUGAGACAUCCAAAUAUUGUUCAAUAUAUUGGUGCAUGUUGUCAUGAAGGAAGAUAUAUGAUUGUAACAGAAUAUAUUAAAGGUGGAGAUUUACAUCAAUUUAUUAAAGCACGUGGUGUAUCAAAUAUUUCAUGGACAUUAAGAAUGAAAUUAGCAUUAGAUAUUGCAUCAGCAUUUUCAUAUUUACAUUCAAAAAAAGUUAUAUUUAGAGAUUUAAAAGCAAAGAAUAUUUUAGUUGAUGAGAUUGGAGAUGGAUUAUAUAGAGCCAAAGUUAUUGAUUUUGGAUUUGCACGUAUUUUCGAUGGAAAAGAUACCAAUAAUUUAACCAUUUGUGGAUCAGAGAAUACAAUGUCACCAGAAGUAAUCGUUGGUUCAUCAUAUAAUGACAGUUGUGAUGUUUACUCUUAUGGUGUUUUAUUGUUGGAAUUAAUUUGUGGAUCACGUGUCGUCAAAACUCAAUUAAAGAGAACUCCAAUGAAUGCUUUCGAUAUGAAUCUUGAGAAAGCUGAACAUUUAGCACCAGAAUCUUGUCCAAGAGCUUUCAUGGAUUUAGCAAAAUGGUGUUGUUCUUAUAAUCCAAAAGAUAGACCAACAUUUAAAAUCGUUGUUGAAGGUUUAAAAGUUUUAACAAAUCAACAAUUAAAAGAUUUACCAGUUAAAGGUAAAUCAAAACCAUAUAUUGAUCCUGAUGAGGAUUCAUUCAUUGACCCAAAUGAUGACAGUAAUAAUAAUAAUAAUAGUGAAAAUAAUAAUAAUAAUAAUGACAAUAGUAAUGAAAAUAAUGAAAAUAAUAAUGAAAAUAAUAAUAAUAGUAAUGAAAAUAAUAAUAAAAAGAAUAAAAAUGGAAGUGGUGGUGAUAUUUCAGGAUCAUCAGUAAUAAUAAAAACAGAUGAAGAAGAAUCAUUUAAUUCAGUAGUAUAUAAAGAACAUGCAGUUGCACAACCUUUACCAAACAUUGAUUAUGGUGGUCAAAAUAAAAGACAAAAUAAUAUAUUCAAUCCUUCAUUUUUUACACCACCACCAAACUCAAAAUCAAUGAUGGAUUUAAAGCAAUCAUCCGCCGUUGAUGAAGAUGAAGAUGAGGAUGAAGAUGAUGUGCCAUCUGAAUUAUUAACAUCAUUAACUGUUAAUGAUAUUAGAUAUUCAAAUCCAAAAUCAUUUGCAGCAACCAUUUCAACUCCAAAUUUAAAUUAUGCAACCGCUUUAGAUCAAGAUCCACCAAAACCAUUAUCCCAAUCCGCUUGUGCAACCGUUUUAGGUGGUAUUCCUCCAAUGCAACCAAAAAAAAAGCCAAAUAAUAAAAAUAAGAAAAAGAAGAAGAAGUUAUAA